AUGACUAUUGGAGGCAUGGAAACAGUUGAAGUGUUCAAUCAAGAAGGCAAAGGCAGGGGACUGAAAGCAACAAAAGAAUUUUGGGCUGGAGAUGUAAUUUUUGCAGAGCGAGCCUAUGCUGCAGUGGUAUUUGACAGCCUCACUCACCUUGUCUGCCACACUUGCUUCAAGAGGCAUGAGAAACUCCAUCGUUGUGGCCAGUGCAAGUUUGCCCACUACUGUGAUCGCACCUGCCAGAAGGAUGCCUGGCUGAACCACAAGAGUGAAUGUUCUGCAAUCAAAAAGCGUGGGGCAGCUCCAAAUGAAAACAUCAGAUUGGCUGCCAGAAUCCUGUGGAGAAUUGAAAGAGAAGGAGGGAGCCUUACCGAGGGGUGUCUGGUUUCCAUUGACAGUCUGCAAAACCAUGUAGAACAUUUUGGGGAGGAGGAAAAGAAGGAGCUGAGGAUGGAUCUGGAGAGUUUUCUGGAGUUCUGGCCACCUGAGAGCAAACAGUUUGGCAUGCAAUACAUCUCCCACAUAUUGGGUGUGAUCAAUUGCAAUGGUUUCACACUGAGUGACCAAAGAGGACUUCAGGCAGUUGGCGUGGGCAUUUUCCCCAAUCUUUGCUUGGUGAAUCAUGAUUGUUGGCCCAAUUGCACUGUCAUCUUUAACAAUGGCAAUCAUGAGGCUGUAAGAUCAAUGUUCCACACCCAGAUGAGGGUAGAGCUACGUGUAUUGAGUAAGAUCUCUGUAGGAGAAGAGCUGACUGUUUCCUAUAUAGACUUUCUCAAUGUCAGUGAAGACAGAAAGCAGCAACUGAAAAAACAGUAUUAUUUUGACUGUACCUGUGAGCAUUGCCAGAAAGGAACCAAAGAUGACCUGAUGUUGGCUUUAAAAGAGGGAGAUGAAAAGCCAUCUCAAGAAGUGGUGAAAGAGAUCAUUCAGUUUUCCAAAGAAACCAUGAAAAAAGUUGAUAAAGCUCGUUCAGAUGGGAUAUACCAUGAAGUGGUGAAAUUGUGCCGAGAUUGUCUAACAAGGCAGGAAGCAGUCCUGGGAGAAACCAAUAUUUAUCUGCUGCGAAUUCUUAGCAUCUUGUCCGAAGUUCUCUCUUACCUCCAGCUCUUCAAUGAGGCUUCUGGCUAUUCAAAACAGAUGGUGGAUGGUUACCUAAAGCUUUACCAUCCCAAAAAUGCCCAGCUUGGGAUGGCACUCAUGAGAGCUGGGGUCACCCACUGGCAUGCUGGGCUUAUUGAAGCAGGCCAUGGGAUGCUUUGCAAAGCUUAUGCUAUUCUUUUGGUGACACACGGACCCACUCAUCCAAUUACCAAAGAUCUGGAAGCCAUGCGUAUUCAGUCUGAGAUGGAGCUACGCAUGUUCCAGCAGAAUGAAUUUAUGUAUUACAAGAUGAGAGAGGCAGCUCUGAAGAACCAAAAGAUCCAGAUCAUGCCUGAGCCCACCAACGAGGCUUCAGUUGGCCUCUUUCAGAAGAAGCAAUAAUAAGCUCCUUUGCUGAUCUGAACAUGCAUCCCCAUAUUCCUGCAGCUACUGCACCAUCAGCAUUUCCUGUGCUAAGAGAAAGACAGU
Molecule: messenger RNA, 1563 nt
Organism: Thamnophis sirtalis
Lineage: Eukaryota; Metazoa; Chordata; Lepidosauria; Squamata; Natricidae
Gene: SMYD1
Product: SET and MYND domain containing 1
Cellular component (GO): nucleus
Molecular function (GO): histone H3K4 methyltransferase activity; protein binding
Source: RefSeq, a predicted model, not a curated record